AAUCAGCCAGAGAGUGAUUUCCUGUGGAGGACAAGUUCAGAGCUGAGGAGCUGCUGCAGACUCUCGGAGUUCGCCUUCAGAGCGCGAGCAGAACUUCUGCAGAACUUUAGGAACUUUUACACAACUUUCUUCACCAGAACUUUUGGCUACAGCUUUUAAUUAACUUGCUCGUGCGUUGGUUGUUGUUCUUCUUCGUGUUGUUUUGUUUUUCUUCUCUGAGAGGAGGAGGAGGAGGAACUCUGACUGACUGGGCUCGAGCGCAGUUUUGCUGUCAGCUUUGUGGAGCUGGACACUUUUGGACAAAAGCAGGAGAGCUGCGCGCGAGCGGGUGCAGUAAGUGCUCGGACAGCAUGUUUGGACAGAGCUGUGAAAGUGGUGCUCUGAGCUUCUGAUGAAGAGGAGGAGGUGAGGAAGAGAAAGAGGAGCGGAACCGUUAGAAGUUUCUCCUCGUGCAGGAGGGGAGCGAAGGAUAUGCGUUAGCCGAGGAGCGCGUGCUGCGUGUAGAAGGGUAGUUUCUGGUCACCUGGCUUGCAGCUCCAGAGCAGAUGUGGGAGGAGGAGGAGCACAGCCCCAGUGCCAGCUUGCCUGAACCUCCAGAUGGGGCCUGUCCUGCCCCUGAGACAUUGCCAGAGGAGCCCUCUGCUGCCCCCAGCUCAGGUGGAGAUGGAAGCAGCCACACCCCAGCCCAGGAGCUUCCCCCACAACCUACGCCCUCCGUGCCUCCUACGCCCACCAUGCCCCCAACACCCCCCACAUCCCCUACGCCCCCCAACACGGAGAAACCAUCCAAUCCAGAGAAUGGCAACAACAACAACAGCCUGUCACAGCCGGACUUCUGCAAGACACCCAGCAAAAGCAUAACAUGUCAACCUCAGGCCAGGUCCACGCCCUUGCCUUCAUCUUUAUCCAGCUCAUCAGAGGCUGCUGCGCUCCUGAGGAAUGGCAGCAAGCCCAUCACCCACCAGGCUCACAGUAAUGGAGUCAAGAACGGAGCUCCGCUACUGCGGGCGGUGUCUUCGUCCUCCUCCACUUCAACGGCGCCUCAUAAGAACACAAAGAAGCUGCAGUCGAACCCAUCCAUCAACAGCCAGAGUAGCAAGAGGAGCAAAGGGAGCUCCAAGUCUAACAGCUCCCAAAUCCCCACAGAGGCCCAAGAUGAUUGCUGCGUCCACUGCAUCCUGGCCUGCCUCUUCUGCGAGUUUCUAACCCUGUGUAACAUCGUGCUGGACUGUGCCACCUGCGGCUCCUGUGCCUCGGACGACUCGUGCUUCUGCUGCUGCUGUGCCUCGGAGGAGUGCGGUGACUGUGACCUGCCCUGUGACAUGGACUGCGGCAUCAUCGACGCCUGCUGCGAGUCCGCCGACUGCCUGGAGAUCUGCAUGGAGUGCUGCGGCCUUUGCUUCUCCUCAUGAGAGCCCACUAGGGGGCAAUGUGUCAAUCGCACGGGACUCUUGAAACUUUGUGGCGAUAUGGGAGCAAACCAGGGCAGAACGGAACCAAAGAACACAAACCGAAGAAAUGCAAUCAGAGCACUUGUGGAUGGCCUCGGAGACUGUAAGCAAGUGAGGAACUCUGUCGCUUCAAGAGUUUUCAGUUUGCGUUUGGAUUUUGCGUAAUCCUGGAAUAUUUCCUGCACAUUGGAAAUCUUGGACUGUAUCGGUCGAAUGGGUUCUCCGUAGAGCAGUGGCAAAGAACAUCUACUUUUGAAAGGACAAGAUGUUUCAGUGGUUGGUUCUUAAAAGCUCUCAACUUACACAAAUGUGUUCUUUUAUUGUGACUCCUUUUAUUGUGACUGGACAAUAUCCCAUUCAAUGAAAUUCUAUUAAAUCUAUGCUACUAUAUACCUGUAAAACCAAAAUGUCCAACCAUUCUAGAGGUUCUGUAAGGGUAUUGUUUUAAGAAUCCUUUUUAAGCACUUUCAUUUUUUUCAAAGUUCCUUUUACACCAAUGACUGUAGAAAACAUGGACAGUGCAACAGUGUCUUUUGAAAGUGAGGCCAUCACAGAUCUAUCAUUGGAGCCUCUUUUUACUGUGCUAUAUCAUAAGAUACAGGGGUUGGACAAUGAAACUGAAACACCUGUCAUUUUAGUGUGGGAGGUUUCAUGGCUUAAUUGGAGCAGCCUGGUGGCCAAUCUUCAUUAUUGCACAUUGCACCAGUAAGAGUAGAGCGUGGAGGUUCAAUUAGCAGGGUAAGAGCACAGCACAACAUUAUAUCUGACAUAGCAGAGAGGACAAAUUGUUGGUGCACGUCUUGCUGGCGCAUCUGUGACCAAGACAGCAAGUCUUUGUGAUGUAUCAAGAGCCACGGUAUCCAGGGUAAUGUCAGCAUUAACCACCAAGAAGGACGAACCACAUCCAACAGGAUUAACUGUGGAUGCAAGAGGAAGCUAUCUGAAAGGGAUGUUCAGGUGCUAACCCGGAUUGUAUCCAAAGAACAUAAAACCACGGCUGCCCAAAUCACGGCAGAAUUUAAUGUGCACCUCAACUCUCCUGUUUCCACCAGAACUGUCCGUUGGGACAAUAAAUUAUUGUGGUCUAAUUAACUAUUGUGGUUUCAGUUUCAUUGUCCAACCCCUGUAUGUCAAGGUUAGGCCCAAUCCCAUUUCACCCCUUGGCCCUACCCCUUACCCUUGUCCCGAUUCUUUCCCGUUCCACCUUAAAUGGUGUAACAGAUGGCAGAAUUUGCAGUAUUUAAGGAAAAAUGGAAAAAUAACAUCAAAUAAAAGCUAGGUUACUGAACUUUGGCGCUCCUGAUGUCUUAUCCAGUGCUUGAAGAGUUGUCCCAAUUCUUAGGGGGACAAUUUCAUGGGGUACUUAGGGGUACACUCGAAAAGAAGGCGGAGGGGUAAGUGGUAGGGCCAAGGGGUGAAAUGGGAUUGGGCCUUAGACUGAGGAUAAACUGAUUGACAGGCAGUCUUGGCUGGAACUGCAAGUCUACGUUACAUGGAGUAGCUGAAUUUUUACUAACUGCACUUUUACUAAUGAAACAUUACACAUUUCUGGACAAACUGGACAAUCUGUGUUUCUAAGAGAUACAUUUAUUCUUCUUCUGGUCCUUUAGAAUAUUCUGUAAACUCAGUGAAGGCAGUCUGAGACACACACUGGGUCUGGGAGAAAGGGAAGGCCUCCCAAAUAAGUAGACCACUGACUCUGGAUUUGCCUCUGGUCUCGUCUGCAGACUUUAGUUGCAAAUUCGACAACAUGGCUGACAGUUUUAGCUUUGUUUUAAUAGAAAAAAGGAUACAGAACCACAGCGUCUAUGUUUUCUUCAGUCAUUGGUUUAAACAGUUUUAACUUUCUGGUUCUGAGACUUGAUCUGGAUAAUAAUAUGGGUUUAUUCUUUGCAACCUUGGACCAUUUUUGGAGAGAAAAGGAUUUCCACAAUGUGCUGUGGUGAACCAUCCCACAACAGUGCUCACCACAUCCAGUGCAUUGAAUUGCAAAUCAGUGGCUUUAAAAAACAUGAUGUCACCUCUUCAAAGCAAUGCAAAUUCAGAUCGUCCGGGAAAAACGUAACCAGAGAUCAGACUCGAUUCCUUCGGUUUGGCUACACUGAUUACACUCUCUGUGUGUUUAACCAUCACUCAGCAUAGACCACUAAAAUCAUCCUAAAGUGCAUCUUUCUUUUGUCCUCUUUAUGCCCAUAUUUGCAUUCUGGGUCUGUCUAGUUCUGCAUUGUGUUUACCUGAAACGUUGAAUGGUAGAUAUGGGGAUGAUUCCAUACCCAAAUUAAUGGCGUUCCAAUUAAACAUUCCAAUAAUUGUACCCUAAUUCAAAACAUUCCCAAAAGACAUUUAGCUAAACCACAACUGGUUUGACAAUCAUUUACCACCAGUAUUUUAUGGUGGCAGAUCUAAUCCAAAUGUCCUACUUUUGUGUAACAGUUUAUCAUUUUUAGCAUUGCCACCGGUUAGCAUUGUUAGCAAUACCAGUUGAUAACAACAAAAACCCUAUGGAAACAUGUCCACAUAUAUAAAAUUUUGGCCUAAUAGAAGAGCGUAUGUAUAACUGUCUAAUGCUACAACUUUUACUACUGUUGAUUUGCAGGGCAGCCAUCUUGGAUUCUGAACUGAAGUGAGGCUUUCCCAGCUUUCCUACUGGAUCAUCCUUUCAUAAUCACCAUUCAAGAAGGAUAACAAACCACAAUAUGAUAUGACUACUGGCUACUGCCUGCUUUGCCUUGGUGUUGCUUACUGACACUUAAUGCCAUGUUCACACCAAGUCCAGCCCAAAUCUGAUUUUUUUUUUGCAUAUCUGGAUUCAAUCCAAAUUGUGUCCAUCUUUGAUAAUCUGGACAGCCUGAAACCAUGUUAAAUAAAUUUUUUAAACUAUAUUUGCAGGUGGGUUUGAAACAUGAUUACAAUCGUAUUUGCACAGUCUGGAUGUUCUGGACGGUCAGAUCGGAUUUUCGAUUGCCUUUUGCAUCAUUCACGAUGCAACAAAUAACAACCUUAUCAAAUCCCGACUGACAAAACUUCCAGACCUCGUUACCACAGCGACACAUAUAGAUACAGUAUGUUCGUAAUGUCCAGACACGCGAAUACAAUCGGAUCAUUUGCAAUAACAGUGUGGACGGUCAUCUGUAGUUCUGUAAAUCCAUAUUCUGCCAUUUUUAUCUUCUGUGGUUAAAAGGCGUCUGUUUUGUGUGUGUGUGUGAGGCUUGUGUGUGUGUAAAGUCGCAGCUUGCUCUUCCCUGAUUGGCUGGACGCAGUGCAGCGGCCAGAUUCAUUUGAAUAAAAUUGAGCUUUGUUAAACUUUUUCGCCGACUCAACGCAGCGACUCUCUCCAUUGAAAUUAAUAGGAUGCGCUGAGGCUUAAUUGCUAGUGGACACGUACAGUAACUGAUGCGCAAUAGCAUUAGCUUACAUGUAGCAUUAGUAAUAGUAUUGCGACUUAAACAAUCUCAUCGUUUAAAAGUUCCAGUGAACAGAGCGUGUAGGGUUCUAAACAUCUGUAGUUUGUACAGAAUGUGACCCCAUUCAUUCUGCUAUUGAAAUUUAAAAAGUUAGACCCAGAAUGCCAAAUAUGGGCAUAUCAAGAUGGCACCAAAUGACGACCUUUGUUGACUAACAAAGGUUGUAACUUCAGUGGUCUGUGUCGACAACGCUUUCCAGUGCAGUUGGCCUCCUCAAAGUAUGUACAGUUACUGUAGUGGCACACUGCUGUAGUCCUCCAGCCACCAGAGGCGCUGUUUCCCCUUCAGCUGCAGUUUUACGCAGGAUUACUGAAGCCGUAAUUUGUCAGAUCAGGACUUGGCACAGAACACACGGGCGUGAGCUGGAGGAAGGGCUGUGUUUAUUUAAUAUUUGAUUUAAUUGCAAAUCGGAUGGAAAUGCACAUUUCUAAUAAUGCUAAUGAUGCUCAAACAUGUGAAUGGAAAGGGCCGGUACUGUCGGUAUCUCAUCCCGUGAUUUUUGGUCUUCCUUCUCUUUCUCUCUCUGUGUUUAAUUUUCAUUUAUUUGAAUUAUAUAUUUUUGUAAUGCUGGAGAGUAUUACUAAAGCCCUAAUCAGAAUGCUUUGUGAAUACACUAUGGAAAGCAGUAUUGGGAGAUCUUCUGAUUCAUUGUUUCUUAUGAAAUUGAGAGUAUUAAAAAAGGAGUUUGUCCUGCUUUUGUUGGAGCAACUGUCUCUACUGUAUCUGCUGUACUGUAGAGCACUGCUGUGAGUUAUUUCUUUCCAAACUACUCUUGCACUCUGGGAGUUUUACAGGGUCUAUCAAGUUUAUUCCCAGUUCGUUCUCAUAUAGUUUUAAAAAAAGUAUUUUUUUGGCUGUGUUUUUGCAUCAUGUUUAUAAUAAUUAUACUAUUUUUUUCAUCAGAACUUUGCUGGGUGUUCAAAGAAACAUUUUAUUUUGAUUCUCCCCAUCCACCCAGUUCAGUGAAGUUUCUCCAGCACUAAGGCUGGGUGCAGCAGCAUUAGCAUUAGCUGCUAAUGACAGGGCUAGUGCCCCCUGAUAGUGCAAGACUGAGAAACAAAGAUAGAGUCUUCAGAGUGUUCCAGUAAGCCAGGUUGAUAUUAGCUAGACUCGCAGUCUACAGUCCAAUAUACUCACCUCUGAAUGGUGAAAGAGCUAGAGCUGUGGUUAGCGGCUAAAGCUAAUGCUGCUGAACCCAGCCUCAUUGCUGGAGAAACGUUACUGAAAACUCACCCUUAUAAUAAUGUACUUUAUUGAAGUAGCUUUACUGCUCCUUAAUACCUGACUGGUAAAAUUCAUACAUAAAGUGCUCCAGAUUAUAAGGCACACUGUCAUUUUUUGGGAAAAUUUACGGAUUUUAAGUGCGCCUUAUAAAGCGAAAAAUAUAGUAUUUCAUUUUGUCCGAUUAGUAUGAGAAAAAAAAAAUCAUAGUUUUCUUUUCCUGUUUUCAAGUAUUUCAUUUCUGAUCAAUUCUGAUUUUUUACUUUUUUAAAUCAUGUAAAAAAAAGUAGGUUAAAAUUAUAGCAUCACAUUUGUUAAAAAAAAAUGUAAAAAACAAACAAACAAACAAAAAAAAAAAAAACAAGGGGAAAAAAAAUCUAAAAAUAUUUUUCUCAUUUUCCAAAUAUUAGAUCGUGAUGGACAGAAAAGGAAAAAUAGAGAAUUGGAAAAAUGAUUUUCAGUAAAAAAAAAAAAAAAAAACUUUUUUCUUUAGUAUGCCAAAUGGGAAAAUUAAGUUUAAUACCUAAUUUUUCAUUUUCAAAUGUACACUCAAAUAGUCCAGAUAUAAAUUCUUAAAAUAAAAAAAAAAUAAUAAAAAAUCUCAAAUCAAAUGACAAUUUUUUUU
Astyanax mexicanus (Mexican tetra) is the source of this 6761-nucleotide messenger RNA. It is a transcript of the gene mdfi, whose product is annotated as MyoD family inhibitor. The transcript is spliced from 5 exons. The coding region runs from base 546 to 1412 and encodes 288 amino acids. The record is from RefSeq and is a predicted model, not a curated record. Lineage: Eukaryota; Metazoa; Chordata; Actinopteri; Characiformes; Acestrorhamphidae.